Molecule: messenger RNA, 2288 nt
Organism: Pyrgilauda ruficollis (rufous-necked snowfinch)
Lineage: Eukaryota; Metazoa; Chordata; Aves; Passeriformes; Passeridae
Product: intestinal-type alkaline phosphatase-like
Exons: 10
Coding region: 553-2244 (563 amino acids)
Biological process (GO): dephosphorylation
Cellular component (GO): plasma membrane
Molecular function (GO): alkaline phosphatase activity
Source: RefSeq, a predicted model, not a curated record
GUUCCCUGCCCACAGCAGGUACCCUGCUGUGCAGAGUGCUGGCAUGGGCUGCCCCAGGGCAUGCAGUGUGUCAGGCACCAGCUGUCCCACGAGCUGAUAGGCAGUGUGUGACUGCUGGGAGGGGGGACCAGAGGACACUGACACCAAAGCCAAUAUGUCCACUCCCUACUCCUCAGCCAGUGUCCCCCUCCUAGGGUUUGUCUCAGGAGAAACCAGGCAAAUCCAGCCUGGCCCAGCUCAGCCUGUCUGCAAAAACAGCCCUUUGCCCUGCACUCUCCCUCCCACUCCCCAGGGUCCCACCAGCAGCCACCCCCAUGGGAGCUGGGCCCCAGAGGUGCCCUGGUCCUCAGGGACAGGCUGGAGGUCUUUGCUGGUGGGGGGCAGGGAUGGCCCCAGGGUGGGGCAAGGGCAUUGGGAGGGCCCUGAGAGGGCUGGGAGAUAGUCCAUGAAUGUUAUCAGCCCAUCGUCUCACGGGACAGGGAAGAGCCAUAAAGGGCUGUCCCCUCACCCUGGACGAAGGCAGCAUUCCAGGAGGGAGCCGGGGUGGGCAGCAUGGGGCAGCUGCUUUUCUCUGGAACCUGCCUUCUCCUCUGCUUCCUCGCCCAGCUCGCCACUGCAGCCUCUGGUGACAGGGAGCAUGCUGGACAAUGGGAUGCUGAGAAGACCCCGGGCUACUGGAAUAAAGGUGCCAGGAAGAGGCUGGAAUUGGCCCUGGCCUUGCAGCCUGCAGCACAGCGGGCCAAAAACAUCAUCCUCUUCAUGGGUGACGGCAUGGGGCUGUCCACCAUGUCAGCAGCUCGGAUCUACAAGGGGCAGCUGGCUGGUGGCUCAGGCGAGGAGAGCGUCUUGGCCAUGGAGACCUUUCCCCACAUGGCCCUGGCCAAGGUGAGUGGGGCAGGGCUGGGGGGGACACUCCUGCUGCCCCUGCUUGAGACCCCACUGCACCCAUCUUGCUUCCAGACCUACACCAUCGACCGGCAGGUGCCCGACAGCGCUGGCACGGGCACUGCCUACCUCUGUGGGGUGAAGGCCAACGCCAAGACUCUGGGACUGAGCGGGGCAGCCGUCUAUGGAAAAUGCCACACCACCUUUGGCAAUGAGGUGGACUCUGUCCUGCACCGGGCCAGGCUGGCAGGCAAGUCUGUGGGCAUCGUGACGACCACGCGGGUGCAGCACGCGUCCCCGGGGGCAGCCUACGCGCACUCGGCCAGCCGGGGCUGGUACGCUGACGCCAACAUGCCCAAGGAGGCCCUGCGGGACGGCUGCAAGGACAUCGCCUACCAGCUGGUGCACAACACUGACAUCAACGUGAUCCUGGGCGGCGGGAGGAUGUACAUGACCCCCAAGCAGACUCCGGACCCCGAGUAUCCAGAGGACCCGGAUCAAAAUGGCACCAGGAAGGACGGCCGGGACUUGAUUGCUGAGUGGCUGAGUGCCAAGCAGGGUGCCCGCUAUGUCUGGGACAAGAAGGGCCUGGAUGCGGUCAGAGAUGACUCCGUGAGCCACCUUAUGGGUCUUUUCGAGCCCAAGGACAUGAAGUACGAGCUGAACCGCAACACAUCCACAGACCCCUCCAUCGUGGAGAUGACGGAAAAGGCCAUCCGCAUCCUGCGCAGGAACCCCAAUGGCUUCUUCCUCUUUGUGGAAGGUGGCAGAAUCGACCACGGCCACCACAGCGGCCGGGCCAAGCAGGCGCUGAUGGAGGCCGUGAUGCUGGACCGGGCGGUGGCACGGGCAGGAGAGCUCACCUCCCCUGCUGACACCCUGACCGUGGUGACGGCUGAUCACUCCCAUGUCUUCACUUUUGGGGGCAGCACACCACGUGGCAACUCCAUCUUUGGGCUGGCCCCCAAGAAAGCCAAGGACAAGCGAGCCUACACCAGUAUCCUCUAUGGCAAUGGUCCUGGCUACAGCAUCCGUGAUGGGGCCCGGCCAGCUGCCAGCCUCCCUGUUGCAGAGGACAAGGACUACAGACAGCAGGCAGCUGUGCCCCUGGAGACAGAGACUCACAGUGGGGAAGACGUGGUGGUGCUGGCCCAGGGCCCCAUGGCCCAGCUCUUCCACGGGGUGCAGGAGCAGCACUACAUCGCCCACGCCAUGGCCUACGCUGCCUGCCUCGAGCCCUACGCCGCAGAGCCUGGGUGCAGGGCAGCCCGCAGGGCCUCCCAUGGCACACGGUGCUGCCCACAGGCCCUGCUCGUCCUCCUGGCCCUCUGCAUGGCUGCCCUCACUGUGAGGGGCUGACAGGCUCUGGCUGAGUCCCGCUGUGGGCAGGACCAAGGCAUGCA